AUGCCCCUUCUAGCCCGCCGCUUCUCCAUCACAAACUUCAUCAUCGCCUCCUCCGCUCUGGGCUUCCAAGUCUCCGUGCUCUACCCCUGGCACAUGAAACUGGACGAAGACUUCGCCGCGCUGAGGAAGGAAAACGUGCGAUUGGCGAAGCUCGUUGAGCAGAAAUUUCGGAUC
This is a messenger RNA of Zymoseptoria tritici IPO323, 174 nucleotides long. RefSeq lists its product as uncharacterized. The record is from RefSeq and is a predicted model, not a curated record. Lineage: Eukaryota; Fungi; Ascomycota; Dothideomycetes; Mycosphaerellales; Mycosphaerellaceae. The annotation marks the transcript as partial. The transcript has a single exon.